Molecule: messenger RNA, 556 nt
Organism: Drosophila takahashii
Lineage: Eukaryota; Metazoa; Arthropoda; Insecta; Diptera; Drosophilidae
Product: zinc finger HIT domain-containing protein 3
Molecular function (GO): protein binding
Source: RefSeq, a predicted model, not a curated record
GGCAGCUGUGACACUAGCACAGCUGUUUUUUAUUUUGCACGCUAGUUUUGUUUGGUUUGGGAAAUGAUGGAAAACUGCAUAAAUUGCGAGGAAAACACGAGGAAAUAUAAAUGCAGCAAGUGCGAGGCGCCUUACUGUUCUGUGGCCUGUUAUAAAGAGCACAAGGAUUCGCCGCAAUGUGUGAGAAACAUUUUGGAGUUGAAAAAGGAGGAAAAUGCUUUCCAGGAGGAACCCACGCUGCAUGUGCCCUUCACCACCGAUGACACGGUUCCCGCGGAGAAGCUACAGCAAUUAGAAACCAACCAGAAUCUGCUCAACCUGCUCCACAAUCCCCAUUUGCGCUCCCUUCUCCAGCAGAUCGAUGUGGCCAUCAAUGCCCAGUCGGCCAUGACGGCCGCCAUGCAGGAGCCCCUCUUCGUGGAGUUCGCCAAUGCCUGUUUGGAGGUCGUGGAGCCCAUGACGGAGCAGGAAAAAGCUGAAAUCGAUCUGUGUUCCUAAGAUAAUCCCUCUAAAGAAUACCCACUCCAAAGUCUCAAUAAACCCAAUGUAUUUCGUA